Molecule: messenger RNA, 2058 nt
Organism: Ceraceosorus guamensis
Lineage: Eukaryota; Fungi; Basidiomycota; Exobasidiomycetes; Ceraceosorales; Ceraceosoraceae
Product: putative CCT3-chaperonin of the TCP1 ring complex
Exons: 7
Coding region: 341-2017 (558 amino acids)
Biological process (GO): protein folding
Cellular component (GO): chaperonin-containing T-complex
Molecular function (GO): ATP hydrolysis activity; ATP-dependent protein folding chaperone; ATP binding
Source: RefSeq, a predicted model, not a curated record
GCGCAAUCGCGUUCAGCACGCGGGCGUUGCGACGCGAUCAGACCGACCAAGCAGGAGGGUAGGAGAGCCGCGUUUGUUCACAUUGAAGGCAUCUUCUUGAGAAGUUGGCUCGAUCUGCAUUCGUGAUUGAAGAUGGACCCGAGUCAAGCCAAGAUAUCAUCACUCUCUUCUGGGCCACUAGACUGUGACUCUUCUGACUCUGCAUUCACGAUUGUCUGGAUAAGCUAAGCUCACGAAAAGGGCUUCGUCAUCCCCGCACACAUACACGCACACACACGCCACCCCCUCUCUGACUCGAUCGCCGACCGACCGAAAAAGCAGGCGUAGCAGCAUUCACAAGAUGGCGGGACAACCCAACGUGUUCGUCAUGAACCAGGGACCGGAGAGGUUGAGCGGUAGGAAGACGCAAGAGAGCAACAUUGCAUCUUCCAAAGCUGUUGCGGAUGUCAUCAGGAGCUGUUUGGGUCCCAAAGCUAUGCUCAAGAUGAUCCUCGAUCCUAUGGGAGGCAUCUUGUUGACAAAUGAUGGAGCUGCCAUAUUGCGGGAAAUCGAAGUGGGACACCCUGCUGCCAAAUCAGUGCUGGAACUGUGCAGAGCACAGGACGAGGAGGUAGGCGAUGGGACGACAAGUGUAGUGGUGCUGGCCGGUGAAAUUUUGGCGCAGUCCUUGUCACAGUUGGAAAGGGGCUUGCAUCCAGUCGUCAUCAUUCAAUCCUACAAGGCAGCACUCGCAGAGGCGCUCUCGACCAUCCAGCGCAUCUCUAUUCCAGUGGAUGUCGCGGAUGAAGACUCGAUGCUGAAACUCAUCAAGACGUCCAUCGGCACCAAGUUCGUCUCAAGAUGGUCGGAUCAGAUGUGCAAGUUGGCGCUAAAAGCUGUGCGAACUGUGGCCGACAUUGAUGCUCGUGCUGGAGGCAGUGGAGGUAAUGUGGGCACAGUAGACAUCAAGCGAUAUGCGCGUGUGGAAAAGGUUCCAGGUGGAGAGAUUGAGAGUUCAAGAGUGCUAGAUGGAGUCAUGCUAGCCAAGGACAUUACCCAUCCCAAGAUGCGUCGCAGAAUCGAAAAGCCGAGGAUCAUCCUGUUGGAUUGUCCCCUGGAAUACAAAAAGGGAGAGUCGCAGACCAACAUCGAGAUCCAGAAAGAGGAGGAUUGGAACAAGAUUUUGGAGAUCGAGGAGCAGCAGAUCAGGAUCCUGUGCGACAAGAUCAUCGAGCACAAACCUGACCUCGUCUUUACCGAAAAGGGCGUCAGCGACCUCGCGCAGCAUUUCCUUCUAAAGGAAAACAUUACCGCGAUCAGAAGAGUGCGAAAGAGCGACAACAACCGUAUCGCCAGAGCUACGGGGGCUACCAUCGUCAAUCGUGUGGAAGACUUGCGCGAGUCGGAUGUCGGUACUCGAUGCGGACUUUUCCACAUCGAGAAGCUCGGCGACGAAUACUUUACAUUUCUGGAAAAAUGCACGGAGCCGAAAGCUUGCACCAUUCUGCUCAGAGGUCCAUCGAAGGAUAUCCUGCACGAGAUUGACAGGAAUUUGGCGGAUGCCAUGUCGGUUGCCCGCAAUGUCGUCUUUAACCCUCGAUUGGCGCCUGGCGGAGGAGCGACAGAGAUGGCGAUCUCUGUAGCGCUCAAUGAGCUGGCGCGCACGACGGAAGGCGUAGCAGCUGGACCUAUUCGAGCAGUGGCGGAGGCCAUGGAAGUCAUUCCGCGCACCCUGAUCCAAAAUUGCGGAGGCAACGCAAUCAAGAUCUUGACGGCCCUCCGAGCUCAUCAUGCUAAUGGGGAGCACAGCAUGGGAGUGGAUGGAGAGAGUGGGAAAAUCGUAGAGAUGAAGGCCUAUGGGCUUUACGAGCCUGCUGCGGUCAAGGAGCAGACGCUCAAGACGGCCAUCGAGAGCGCAUCCUUGCUGCUGCGCGUCGACGACGUUGUCUCGGCUCGUAGACAGCAGGGCGGUGGGGGCGGAGGGGGGCCGCAAGUUCAGAACAUGCCAGAGGGUGGCGGAGACAUGCCGGAGAUGUAAACCUCUUCGCUCCUGCGCACAAAAGAGGGGGCAAACAAAAG